Messenger RNA from Capsella rubella, 1955 nucleotides. RefSeq lists its product as uncharacterized. The transcript is spliced from 15 exons. Gene Ontology annotation, molecular function: cysteine-type deubiquitinase activity. Lineage: Eukaryota; Viridiplantae; Streptophyta; Magnoliopsida; Brassicales; Brassicaceae. The coding region runs from base 439 to 1782 and encodes 447 amino acids. Gene Ontology annotation, biological process: protein deubiquitination. The record is from RefSeq and is a predicted model, not a curated record.
AUUACCUCUUUAACAGUCCCUUGUUGCCUAUACAAAUGCCUCGGCUCGGUUUUAGACUCUUCUAACGAUGAGUCUCUAACUCAGAAACAGAUUGUUGGUGGUGCAUGGCUGAGAAAUUGUCCCGAGUUACGUAAACAAAUGCCUCGUCUCAGUUUUAGACUCUUCUAACAAUGAGUCUUUAACUCAGAACAGAUUGUUGGUGGUGCAUAAAUGAGAAACUACGUCCCGUGUUGCCUUCUCAAAUGCCUCGGCUCAGGUUUAGACUCUUCUCAUGAUGAGUUUUUGGAUACAAAAUGAGGGUGGAAGAUAUUGAUCCGGAUUUUUCCAUCAGAUUGGUUGGUUGAGCUGGACUUGGUCGAUUAGGUGCUCCAUGGUAAAGCUUGAUGAAACUAGAAGAUUAAAUGUGACUUAUGUAAUGGAUCUUGGAGCAAGAAAAAGAUGUGCUCGUUUAUAUGCACUUAUGAGAAAAACACAACUCUUGCUAUGAUAGAAAAAUAUGAAGAGAAGAUACUAGACGCCACUUUCGUUUCAGCGCUUGCUAUGAUACUCAAGUCUCUGUGGAAGAUUAGUGUUUUCUUAAGCCAUUUUUUGAUGGACUAUGUUCAAGACGUACCUCACAGCCUCACAAAUGAUGAAUCUCUUCUUCCACAAGACAUACUUUGUGAGUUCCUACUCGAGAAAAUCAGUCUCACUCAUCCUCUGGAAGCAAAUGGUGUUUUAGACCUGUUUCUAAACAUCUUAAAGCUUCUGCGCUCUUUCGAUCUGAUGUUCACUCAGAAAAUUCAAGCACUUGAUUGGACAAAGAACGAGACUGAAGGAGAAAUGUUAGAUACAACUUCUGUUCUGGUUCUGGCGACAGAGAUAGAUAUUAGUAUAUUAUAUACCAAAACAAAGGUUCAUUCACCACGUACACUCUUGUCUCAAUGGGUUUGCUCACAAGGAGGUCUGUUAACCGCUCGGUUAUGCUCGGUUUCGGUUAGUUCAUAUAUGUCUCUGUGGCAAAUUAGCGUUUUUGCAAAACAGAACAACGUACGUCACGACUUUACAGGAUCGUUUCUUAAGGAAGACAUACUUCGUCUCUCUUUUAUCAACAAUCUCAGUCUCAGCAAACCUCUGGAAGCAAAUAAUGUCUUUGACCUGUUUGUAUACAUCUUGGAUAAUUUUCCCCCUUGGAACCCGUACUUUGAACUGUACGAAGUGGCGAAGAAGAGUUGCAAUAGAUGCAAGAUUGAUAUGGAGUAUCCGAUUAAACGUUGUUAUGGUAUGAUCAUCAAUGCUGGUUCACUCAGAGAAGUCAAGGCAAUGUUCGAGAAGUUUACAUUCGAGAAGAUCAUUCAGGUCAUCAGAAUAGACUUAAAGAUGCCUUGUGAUAAGCAAGGAUGUGAGAAACGAAACUAUGUUCAACGUAUGAUAUAUAAACCUCCAACUGUUUUCACAAUUGCACUUAAGUGGGAGAACAAUGAGACCGAAGGAGAGAUAUUCGAUACUACUUCUGUUCUGCAGACUGAGAUUGAUAUUAAUACGAUAUACCAAUACAAGGGUGACAGUGCAGUCACUAAAUACCGUCUUGCCUCAAUGGUUUGCUCGCAUGAAGAUCAAUACAACUGUGUAGCUUAUGAAAAUAAGGGUUGGGUCAGACAUGUUGGUUCUGAGGAAGAGGUUAUUGGAGACUGGGAUGGUGUUCUCUGCAAAUUCCGGAAUCUGCAUAUUCCACCUGAGAUUCUAUUUUUUGAAAAUGCUAUGCAGAGGGACCAGUUGGUAUCAAAAGUAUCUGAGGAGUAAGGAAAGCUUUUUCAAUGGUACAGGAAAUGGAUAUUGAUGUAUAUACAACAAGUGUUUCGAGACUUAAGUCAAAAAAAUGUAUAUACAAAAAGUGUUUAGAAUGUUGUUGCACCACUGUGAACAGAAUUUUCAGUGUUUUCUUCCUCACAAAUACAACAUCUUGAUUGAUAAUC